AUGGCAGGCAAAAGGAUCGUGUUUUUGAUGGUGCUUUGUUGGCUACUAUUUAGCUCACACGUUUUGUCUAAGUUGGUCGUUUAUAUGAAAAAGGCAGAUAUUACCCAAAAUAUCAAAACGGUUAAUACAUCUGUCACAUUUCGGAAGUGUGGUUCGUCGACUAUAAAGAAUACUGUUGAUUUCCGUAUUGAAGCGAUCGAACCAAUUCCAGAUGUAAUGGUAAGGGUAGUAUACUACGUACCCAACCUAGUUGGCAAGCAUGAACAAGCGUUCUACAAUCGGACAAUAAACUUUUGCACCUACUUACGGAAGCCCUUUACCGAUCGGGUACUGAAGAUCAUCUACGAACAUUUAGAUCAGCGUGGAAAUCUGCCCAAGCGUUGCCCGAUAGCUCCGGGAACGUACACCUUCAAAACGUGCUUUGACGGUAUCCAGGUGCCGAGCUUUUUCCCCGAAAGUAGCUUUCGCAUCGACGUAUACUUCCGUCGACCUAACAGUGCACCGUUCUUUCAGAGCAGUUGGUUUGGCGAGAUGCGCAAAGAAUCCUGAAUAUAGAUGCAUGACAAGGGGGUCGCCCUCAAUUUAUUCUACGCCAGCAGUGCGCCCUCUAUUGCAAUCUGAUGGCACUAUAUGAAUAAAGCUACUAUCGUGUUAA
Messenger RNA from Anopheles gambiae (African malaria mosquito), 655 nucleotides. RefSeq lists its product as uncharacterized. Lineage: Eukaryota; Metazoa; Arthropoda; Insecta; Diptera; Culicidae. Bases 1 to 549 code for a protein of 182 amino acids. The record is from RefSeq and is a predicted model, not a curated record. The transcript has 3 exons.